GUCCAGCUUGUGCACGAUGGCGACCAACAUCUUUGGCCACGAGGCUACCCAGGAGCGCGCAGAGAAUGCCCGUCUCUCGUCCUUUGUCGGCGCACUCGCCCUCGGCGACCUCGUCAAGUCGACCCUCGGCCCAAAGGGCAUGAACAAGAUCCUUCACUCGACCUCGACCGGCGAGAUCACCGUCACCAACGACGGCGCCACCAUCCUCAAGAGCAUCGCGCUCGACAACCCGGCUGCCAAGAUCCUCGUCAACAUCUCCAAGGUCCAGGACGACGAGGUCGGCGACGGCACGACGUCCGUCACCGUCCUUGCGUCCGAGAUCCUGCGCGAGGCCGAGAAGCUUGUCACGAUUCAGCGCGUCCACCCGCAGGUUGUCAUCGAGGGCUUCCGCAUUGCGUCUAAGGCGGCGCUGACCGCUCUCGAGGGUGCGGCCGAGGACCACGGCAAAGACGAGGCGGCGUUCCGCGAGGACCUGCUCGCGAUCGCGCGCACGACCCUGUCGUCCAAGGUGCUCGCGGCCGACAAGAACUACUUUGCCGAGCUCGCCGUCUCGGCCGUCCUGCGCCUCAAGGGCUCGACCGACCUCGACCACAUCCAGAUCAUCAAGAAGCAGGGCGGCAAGCUCACCGACUCGUACCUCGACGAGGGCUUCAUCCUCGACAAGAAGAUUGGCGUCAACUGCCCGCACUCGAUGAAGGGCGCAAAGAUCCUCAUCGCCAACACACCCAUGGACACGGACAAGAUCAAGAUCUUUGGCGCCCGCGUCAAGGUCGACUCGACGGGCAAGCUCGCAGAGCUCGAGCGGGCAGAGCGGGAGAAAAUGAAGGCAAAGGUGGCCAAGAUCAAGGCGUCCGGCGUGACGUGCUUCGUCAACCGCCAGCUCAUCUACAACUACCCCGAGUCGCUGUUCGCCGAGGCCGGCAUCCUGUCGAUCGAGCACGCCGACUUUGAGGGCGUCGAGCGCCUCGCGCUCGUCACCGGUGGCGAGAUCGCGAGCACGUUCGACGAGCCGGACAAGGUCAAGCUGGGUCGGUGCGACACGAUCGAGGAGAUCAUGAUUGGCGAGGACAAGCUCAUCAAGUUCUCGGGCGUCGCCGCCGGCGAGGCGUGCACGGUCGUCCUGCGCGGCGCGACGGGCCAGAUGAUCGACGAGGCCGACCGCUCGCUGCACGACGCCCUGUCGGUCCUGAGCCAGACGGUCAAGGAGACGCGCGUCACGCUCGGCGGCGGGUGCGCAGAGAUGAUCAUGGCCGUCGCCGUCGACGAGGAGGCCAAGCGCACCGAGGGCAAGAAGGCGCUCGCCGUCGAGGCGUUCGCGAGGGCAUUGAGGCAGAUCCCGACCAUCCUGGCCGACAACGCCGGGUACGACUCGAGCGACCUCGUCGCCAAGCUUCGUGCGGCACAUUACGAGGGCCGGACAGACGCCGGGCUCGACAUGUUCAAGGGCGUCGUCGGCAGCAUGAAGGAGUGCGGCGUCACCGAGAGCUACAAGCUCAAGCGCCAGGUCGUCCUCUCGGCGAGCGAGGCUGCCGAGAUGAUCCUCCGUGUCGACGACAUCCUGCGGAGCGCGCCGAGGAGGCGCGAGGGUCACUGAGGGAGGCCGGAAAGGAGGAGCAAGUCGAUCCACGAGAAAGGUGUCAUCCUGUAGAAUUUGCCCCAGCAGCGUUUUUCCCUCUCCCUCUCACUCGCAAAGCACCCGCUCUCUCGUUGUGCCACCA
This is a messenger RNA of Rhodotorula graminis WP1, 1718 nucleotides long. RefSeq lists its product as uncharacterized. The record is from RefSeq and is a predicted model, not a curated record. The transcript has 10 exons. Gene Ontology annotation, biological process: protein folding. Bases 17 to 1594 code for a protein of 525 amino acids. NCBI's taxonomy places the organism in Eukaryota, Fungi, Basidiomycota, Microbotryomycetes, Sporidiobolales, Sporidiobolaceae. Gene Ontology annotation, cellular component: chaperonin-containing T-complex; cytosol. Gene Ontology annotation, molecular function: ATP-dependent protein folding chaperone; ATP binding; ATP hydrolysis activity.